Molecule: messenger RNA, 7078 nt
Organism: Gadus chalcogrammus (walleye pollock)
Lineage: Eukaryota; Metazoa; Chordata; Actinopteri; Gadiformes; Gadidae
Gene: wdr20a
Product: WD repeat domain 20a
Exons: 4
Coding region: 50-1921 (623 amino acids)
Molecular function (GO): protein binding
Source: RefSeq, a predicted model, not a curated record
GAGAGUUCACGCUCCAUGCGUAAGAUCCGGGCUCGAGGAAAAAGGAUGAAUGUUAAUUUCAAAGAUGGCGGCGGAGGGAGGAGGGAAGGAAAUGAACGAAAUUAAAACUCAAUUCACCACUCGGGAAGGUGUCUACAAACUCCUCACUCACUCCGAAUACAGCCGCCCCAACCGGGUGCCUUUCAACUCGCAGGGCUCCAACCCCGUCAAGGUCUCCUUCGUCAACGUCAACGACCAGUCCGGCAACGGCGACCGGAUCUGUUUCAAUGUGGGCCGCGAGCUCUACUUCUACAUCUACAAAGGCGUCCGAAAGGCUGCUGACCUGAGCAAACCCAUAGACAAGCGCAUCUACAAGGGAACGCAGCCAACCUGUCACGACUUCAACCAUCUAACUGCAACAGCGGAGAGUGUAUCAUUACUGGUGGGGUUCUCGGCUGGACAGGUGCAACUGAUAGACCCCAUCAAGAAGGAAACCAGCAAACUCUUUAACGAGGAAAGACUCAUAGACAAGUCCAGGGUGACGUGUGUGAAAUGGGUGCCGGGCUCCGAGAGCCUCUUCCUGGUCUCUCACGCCAGCGGGAGCAUGUACCUGUACAACGUGGAGCACACGUGCGGCACCACGGCGCCCCACUACCAGCUCCUCAAACAGGGGGAGAACUACUCUGUCCACACGUGUAAGAGCAAGUCCACGCGGAACCCGCUGCUCAAAUGGACCGUGGGCGAAGGCGCGCUGAACGAGUUUGCCUUCUCCCCCGAUGGGAAGUUCCUGGCCUGCGUGAGCCAAGACGGCUUCCUGCGGGUGUUCAACUUUGACGCCGUAGAGCUGCACGGCACCAUGAAGAGCUAUUUCGGUGGCCUGCUCUGCGUGUGCUGGAGCCCCGACGGCAAGUACAUCGUGGCGGGCGGCGAGGACGACCUAGUGACUGUGUGGUCGUUCCUCGACUGCCGGGUCAUCGCCCGGGGGCACGGACACAAGUCGUGGGUGAGCGUGGUGGCGUUCGACCACUACACCACCAGCGUGGAGGAGAGCGACCCCAUGGAGUUCAGCGGCAGCGACGAGGACUUCCAGGAUCAGAUGAUCCACUUUGGACGAGACCGGGCCAACAGCACGCAGUCGCGGCUCUCCAAGCGCAACUCGACGGACAGCCGGCCCGUGAGCGUGACAUACCGCUUCGGCUCCGUGGGCCAGGACACCCAGCUGUGCCUCUGGGACCUCACGGAGGACAUCCUCUUCCCCCACCUCCCCCUCUCGCGGACACGGACACACACUAACGUCAUGAACGCCACCAUCCCCCCCCUGGGGUCGACCGCAGUGACCAACACUCCCAGCAACACUACAAACGGAAACAACAGUGGUGCGAGCACGCCGGGCCUCAACUCCACGACGUUACCGCGCUCAAACAGCCUGCCCCCCCCCGCGGGCGGCCCCGCCACCACCCCCACCCCCACCCCCACCACCACCACCACCGCCACGGCCAACAGCACUAACAAGGCCGGCACGGGGGGCCUCACCAGCGGCAUCUUGGACAGCGCGAUCGCCACGGGCGUGAGCAAAUUCGCCACGCUGUCGCUCCACGACCGCAAGGAGCGGCCCCACGAGAAGGACCACAAACGCAACCACAGCAUGGGGCACAUCAGCAGCAAAAGCAGCGACAAGCUCAACCUGCUGACCAAGAGCAAAGCGGACCCCGCUAAGACUCUAGGCACCCUGCUGUGUCCCCGCAUGGAGGAGGUGCCCCUUCUGGAGCCCCUCAUCUGUAAAAAGAUAGCUCACGAGAGACUGACUGUGCUCAUAUUUUUAGAGGACUGUUUAGUGACCGCUUGUCAGGAGGGAUUUAUUUGCACAUGGGCAAGGCCAGGCAAAGUGGGCUUAUUGUCAUCCCAAAACCAAGCCAGCUCUCCCAGUGGAACAGUAGUAUAGCCACAAUAUUUCUGCUGCUAAACCAACCCUGCAACCCUGAGUCUGAUGCUGCUCUUCACCCCGCAAGCAUUGCAAGUUUUCUUUUCUUUCCACCCCCCCCCUUCCCUCCUCUUCCUCUUCCUCAUCGCCCGCCUGCCUUCUUCCUGGUUACAUUAAUUGCUUUUAUAUUUCUGUUGAUCACUUAUUGACCUAGAGGAUUGAGAAGACAGAAACAAAGAUAGGGGUGUGGUGCAAUGUGGGAUUAUUGUGCUCAUGUAUCCUUGCCGGGGUUUUAAGAUGUUUUUGAAUUCCUAUAUAUUUUUCUUCAACUUCAGAAAUCUUUAUUUACACCCUCUCACUACCCAAAGUGUGACUAGUGACCAUUCAGCAAGAGGCUUGCUAUUAAAAUAAGUUUGUUCAUUGUUUAGUCUCCGAGGCUUUAUAUGUAUAGAUAUAUCGAUAUCGAUAGAUUUAUAGCUAUAUCGAUUGAUAUAUAGCUAUGUCUAUCUAUAGAUAUAUAUAAUGAGGGAGAGAGAUUGGUGAAUUAACCUUUUUUAUAACCAACCGGCAUAUUUUAGAAUUUGCAUUAAUUCACAUUCAAACACCACUUUUGGUCUCGGUAGAAAAAAUCCCUACAAACGACUUUGCACUGAUUUUGUUAUUUUCUUUGUUUUUAUAACUACUAUAAAGGAACAAGCAAGAUGGUUGAGAACUGCCUUGCUGCAAUCGGCUUAAGAUACACUCAGUCUGAUGAAACCUGAAACCAUAAGCUGGAUGCUGCAAUCAGUCUUUUAAAGGAAAGAAAAAAGUUUGCACUUAAAAUUAGUUUAGAAAAAGAUGGCUUUACAUUUUGGAGCGUGCUCAUACUCACACAUGGCUAAUACAGUAGGUGAGAACAAUUCUGAAACUUUAAAUAUUGAAACAUUUAUAUUAAUAUUUCAGAUUCCAAUCUGCUCUGUAUCAUAAUGUGUAUAUUGUAAUUCAGUGAACUGAUGGGGGCCUAAGCAAAAGACCAUUACUCCAGUGAAGUUUUGUCAUUGAUAGUUAUAUUUCUAAAGCCUAAAGUAUACAUAAUAAUAUUAAAAUAAUCUUGAAUACACGGGUUUCUGUUUUUUUAUUUUUUGAGUUGGAAGUCCACUCGCAUGUUUGUUUUCUAAAUUACUUAUUUUAAAUUCCCAAUGGUGGUAAAGGGAAGGCCCACACUAUCCAGAUGGCACUGUCACAGAUUAAAGUCUUCCAGGGUUCCAAGAUGUUGUCGGUUUAAAACUGCUUUUUAGAAAAGUAUUUUGAGGUUUGUGAACCUUUCAUUUUUCUUAGCCACAAAUAAAAACAGACUCAUGAUGUGGUGAAGGAUUUUAUUAUAUACUAUCGAGAGGAACAGAAGACGACCAUCCGGGUGUGUCAAACUGUUUAGUUUACUUUAUUUAUGGUGAAUCACCAAUUACUGCCAAGAUGAGUCGAAUUACCUUAUACAUUAACUAGGAGACAAAGAUCGAAUACAUUUUUGUUUAAUGUGGAUAAUAUUUUACACCUAACAAUUUAUUCUUCAUUAAAAAAAACACAUAUUUUUCUCGUUUGUUCUCAACAAUGUUCCUUUGUGUCAAGACCUAUUACUUGAAACUUUACUUUGUUUUUGCUGCAGCCUGCCGGAGUCCUCAACCAAAUGAGACCUGACACAUUUUCAUUCUAAAUGUCCAAAACAUUUAGUUUAGAUUUAGUCAUGCUCUAGUCAAUCUCUGAGCAAUGCAAUUGUUAUGGCAUAAUGCAUAGAGUAUUUUCUUCCAAAUGGGUACUCCCUUCGUUAUUACGUGUAGCCUACUACACGUAAAGGUUUUCUAAUUGUGUGGAUGCACUGUGCAAUCAAGUGAUGUGUAUAACUUACGAACCAAAUCCUGCUUAUUUACCAUGUGUCCACUAAACGUUUUUUUUAGAUUAAAUUAUUACGCAUAUUAGGAGAUGGUAAAGGGGCCGCUUUGGCCCCCCGUAAGACAAAGGGCUGCCCCCAGUGUCUUCGCACUCCGCCUUAUUUGUUGGGCCGCUCGUAGUUGAAAAAAUAUCUGAACUUUUCAGAAAGGCGCUGGUGUCGUCACUGCUGCUCCUCAUCAGGCAACCAAUGCUUUAUGACAUGGCGCGGGACUCGUCACAAUUGUAAACAAGAAAAUGGUGGCUUUAUAUGUCUGACAGAUAUAACAUGUAACCAUUACACAUUCUCCUUGCUCUACGGCUGUCAGAUUGAUCGGGGACAACACCUUUAUUAAGCGCCUCCAUUAAAAGUAUGAGGGCAGGCGUGGUCUUGUUAGUGCUCAUUGUGAAAUAAUGUUCAACAAAUGGAUACAAAUAUAGAUAAUAAAAAGGAAACUAUGCAAAGCUGGUUUAUAAUACAACGUAUGUGUAUUAUAAACUAAAUGUGUAUGAAAACUAGGGCGGUUUUCAUACAAAAAUAAAAUAAAUGCUAUUUAGGCAACGGGUCAUGAUACCUUGCAAUAUAGAAUUGGGAAACAAUUUUCUCUUGUUUAUAUUGUCUGAAUUGGAACUUUGAAUCAAUAAUAUUACCGUGGGUUACAUUGUACAAAAUCUCAGGAAAAUAAAUCGGAAGUUUGAUUUUAUUAGGCAUUUACAGUAUCUGUGGAUAUCUACUGUUCUUGUAAUUAUUCCUCGAAAGGCCAUACAUUCAGUUUGUAUCUUUCUUUUUUAAAACAUAUUUGUUUCUGAUGCUAUACAAAACAUCAACGACCAACUUGCAUCACACACAAAGGGGUUAAAAAAAGCGCUUUAUUUUGUCUUUCUGAGCCCGUCAGGGUUGAUGGUCUUUCCCUCAGUAACCUCCACGUUUUCUGUCUAGAGGUGGCAUGUAGUAGGCCUUGAGCCCGGCACGAUGUGACUCAUCCCUGGGCUGGAAGGAGGGGGAAACACAGCUUGCUCAAUCAAACCCUGUCUAUUAAGCCACACAACAGCCCUCUUUCAUCCACGCUCCACAAUGCUUCUUACCUUGGCCAACCGUGAAUGGCACUUCUUGGUUGAGAUUGCAGGCAGUGAGUUCCGGUGGACCCCAGCGUGAGGAGGCACCAUGGCGGCUUGGUAGGAGACCUGGGGUCCCGGCACCACCAUGUUGAGCUUGGGUAACUCCGCUGCAUAGUGGGGGAUGUUGCGUCUCAUCAGGGGCUCGGUUCCAUGUUUUAUGCUAUGCUGUAGAGUGUAGACACAAAAGCACAUGUUCAUUUUGACAUGCCAUGGGUGGGAUAUUGCUAUAGUUAUUAAUAAAUAAUAAUUAAUUAUUAGGGUGAUUCCCAGCUGAAAGGUUCUGUGUGUGAUCAAACAUUUCUUAUUACCUGAAGGCCAUGUACAUUUUUUAGCAUUAUAAAGUACCUGCUCCUCAAAAUGAAAUGCAUAUGUUCACUGUAAAGCUUAAUUCCAAGUAGCACCUACAAUUUUUUCAUACAGAGCUUGGGGGAGGUGGGGUAAUAAGUUAAGAUUGACUCACACUUAAUAAAGAAGUCUGUCUUGAGUGUCUUCCCCUCACUUGCUUGCCGAUUCGGGCUGGCCGCCAGAUGUGCUCUAUAGAAUGAGGCAUCUUACCAGUGUCCCCUGCCUCAACUGCCUCAAUAGUCCUCAUCAGACUUUCACUUUUCUUCUCAGCCAGUCUGGGAAAACCAAGGUGAGGAGUUAUGUUUUAAUACGAUUAAAAGGAUCUACAUUUUUUGCCUGAUUUGGCGGUCUUUUCAUUAUCAUUUAUUCUUGAUUUUUUUCCUGAGGUUGAAGUUUAAGCUUAAUUAAGUUGAGUGUUUUUUUCACCAUGACUGAUGUCUGUGCAGUACUGCUGUUUGGCAAAUAUAUAUAUCUUAAAGGAAACAAUCUACCCACUGCAAAUGGUAGAAUCAUAAUUUUCAAGGGCGAGUGAUCAAGAGUCAAAGAAUUCCACCUGAUUUCCCGGAAGUAAGUGUGCUGCAAGGCCAUCUGCGCGGAGAUGCGCUCAUCUGGGUCGUAGGCCAACAUCUGGUACAGCAAAGACAGGGCUGGUGCCGGACAGUUGGGGAUCAGCCGGGAGAUACCACUUCCCUUUUUAGGGGGGAAAUCGAAACACAUCGCCCGGGACCUACCACACAAUGUGGGUAGAACUUAGUUUGUGUUGUCUUUUUAUGGAACAUGAAUUUUUUAUCGUCAUUAUUGCUGAUGUGUAAUCAAUUAAGAUGAAGCAAUGUUAAGGGGAUGAAAGGGGAGCUUACUGCUUGAAUUUUUGCAGGACGCUGACUUCUGGUGUCCCCAGCACAUCGUGGAUCUUGGCAAUCUGGUCUAGUUCAUUCGAUCCAGGGAACAGAGGGUUCAAGCUGCAAUAUAUAUCAUAAAUCAUUUGUCAUUGUCCGUGGCAUCAAAUUAACACAAAGGUUGAGUUUAUGAAUUGUUCAACAAGACUUGAGACAUGCAGGUUUGAAUAAAUUCCAUACAAAAUAUGCCAAACAUCCUGCUGCUUUGACGAUGACACAACCAAAUAGGCCGGUUAUGAAUUAUUCCAUCGAGAACUGAAACUGAAUGACUCCAUACAAAUUCUACCAAAAAUAACUGAUUUCAUUGGCUGGUUGAAGCAUGUCGGAUACUAAGUUAAUAUGACACAAACGACCAACUGCUCCCAAAAUACCAUUUCUAUUGCCAGCGUUUUGAAUGCAGUGAUCCAUGUAAUCGGGUACCUGAAGAUCUCAAAGAAAACGCAGCCGGUGCUCCAGACGUCCAUUUUUAGGCUGUAGUAUCCAUCUGUGAGGAGGCACUCAGGGGCCCGGUACCAGCGAGUGGAAAUGUACUCUGUGUGCGGAGGUUUGGAGUGCACACUCCGGCAGGAUCCAAAAUCUCCCAGCUUAAGGGUGUCUUGCUGCAACAGGUAGUGUGCAACGAAUGAGGAGAGUCAUUCCUACAGGGCAAGCUACUAGAAACGGUUUUAUUAAACUUGUGCCACUUACUUUAAUGAGAAUAUUUUCUGGCUUCACAUCUCGGUGAAAGAUGCCACACCUAUGAUAUAUAGGAGAAGGGGAAAGCUCUUAAUAUAUGUAUAUUAGUAUCGACUAGUGAGUUUACAUUUAAACCUUCAUACCCACCUGUGCAUAUGCUCUAGAGAUUUACAAAGCUGGUACAUGUAUUGUUUGAUCGUGGUCUCAGGCACUGGAGAUUGUCUACCUAAAAAAAAAGGUA